Molecule: messenger RNA, 1967 nt
Organism: Canariomyces notabilis
Lineage: Eukaryota; Fungi; Ascomycota; Sordariomycetes; Sordariales; Chaetomiaceae
Product: citrate synthase
Exons: 5
Coding region: 128-1546 (472 amino acids)
Biological process (GO): citrate metabolic process; tricarboxylic acid cycle; carbohydrate metabolic process
Cellular component (GO): mitochondrial matrix
Source: RefSeq, a predicted model, not a curated record
CCAACGGCCAAUUCCCCAACUGCGCUUUUUUUCCAGUCUGGCUAUCUGAGAUCGCCGAAACUUUUUUUUUCCCCUACUCUUCCUCACAACCUUUAGAACUCCCAGCCUCAACACAUCAGACAUAACCAUGGCUCCCGCAUUGCGCCUGGCCACUUCAACCUUGAGGGCCUCACUGAGGGCACCGUCAUUUGUUUAUAGAAACACUGCCUUCACGGCCGCAAGAUGCUACUCCUCCAAGACUCAGACAUUGAAGGAGCGCUUCGCCGAACUCCUGCCCGAGAAGAUUGAGCAGAUCAAGGCCCUCAGAAAGGAGCACGGCUCCAAGGUUGUCGACAAGGUCACACUUGAUCAAGUAUACGGCGGUGCUCGCGGUAUCAAGUGUCUUGUGUGGGAAGGUUCGGUUCUCGACGCCGAGGAGGGUAUCCGCUUCCGUGGCAAGACAAUUCCGGAAUGCCAGGAGCUUCUUCCCAAGGCCCCCGGCGGCAAGGAGCCUCUGCCUGAAGGCCUCUUCUGGCUUCUCCUUACCGGCGAGGUUCCCACAGAGCAGCAAGUCCGUGACCUCUCAGCCGACUGGGCUGCGCGGGCCGAGAUUCCCAAGUUUGUCGAGGAGCUGAUCGACCGUUGCCCGACCGAUCUCCACCCGAUGGCCCAGUUCUCCAUGGCCGUCACAGCUCUUGAGCAGACCUCUGCGUUUGCCCGUGCCUACGCCAAGGGAGUUCACAAGAAGGACUACUGGGGCUACACUUUUGAGGACUCGAUGGACCUCAUUGCCAAGCUCCCUACCAUUGCUGCUCGCAUCUACCAGAACGUGUUCAAGGGUGGCAAGGUUGCGCCCGUUCAGAAGGACAAGGACUACUCGUUCAACUUCGCCAACCAGCUCGGCUUCGGCAACAACGCUGACUUUGUCGAGCUCCUCCGGCUUUAUCUUACCAUCCACACCGACCACGAGGGUGGCAAUGUCAGCGCCCACACCACCCAUCUGGUCGGCAGCGCCCUCAGCUCUCCCUUCCUGUCCCUGGCUGCUGGUCUGAAUGGUCUUGCCGGCCCCCUGCACGGCCUUGCUAACCAGGAGGUGCUGAACUGGCUCACCGAGAUGAAGAAGGUUAUUGGCGAUGACCUGAGUGAUGAGGCCAUCACCAAGUACCUUUGGGACACUCUCAAUGCUGGCCGCGUCGUUCCCGGCUAUGGCCACGCUGUUCUGCGCAAGACUGACCCGCGCUACACUGCCCAGCGCCAAUUCGCUCAGCAGCACAUGCCCGAGGACCCCAUGUUCAAGCUGGUCAGCCAGGUCUACAAGAUUGCGCCCAAGGUUCUUACCGAGCACGGCAAGACCAAGAACCCCUAUCCCAAUGUCGAUGCCCACUCUGGUGUUCUCCUGCAGUACUACGGCCUGACCGAGGCCAACUACUACACUGUGCUCUUUGGAGUCUCCCGCGCUAUCGGUGUGCUGCCCCAGCUGAUCAUUGACCGCGCUGUUGGCGCUCCGAUUGAGAGGCCCAAGAGCUUCUCCACCGAGAAGUGGAUCGAGAUCUGCAACAAGUUGUAAUUCUAAGCUCGGGUUAGGUAGUUGGGCGCGGCGCGAAUGGUUCUUUUACGGUCACUUAGCAUAGAAUGUAUGGGAAGUCGUCGGUUUCUGCAGCCCGGAAAGGUUGAUGAUAGACUGGGCGGAUGGCUAUCCAUUACGUAUGUACGAUAAUAUACAGAUUCCGUAUUUUGCCUUCGGACUAGCAAGGGACCCAAAAGCUCUUAUUGUAUGUACAGUACAGUAUACAUUUCCGGCGGCCGGGUGGUCAGCAAUGUUUGGCCGGAGGGGUCGGCCUGUGCACAUGCACUGCUUUGAGGAGGACGGAGCCCAGCAAGAUUUCGGAGGGUUUCGGGAGGCAUGGCACAAACGGUAUAUUUAACCUCCGGCACAUAUAAGAACCUACCGCACCUGCCUAGUUUUGUUGUAUGAAGAUCAAUUGAGG